Messenger RNA from Cyclopterus lumpus (lumpfish), 3244 nucleotides. RefSeq names its product inositol polyphosphate-5-phosphatase L (gene inpp5l). Gene Ontology annotation, biological process: phosphatidylinositol dephosphorylation. The record is from RefSeq and is a predicted model, not a curated record. Bases 750 to 1934 code for a protein of 394 amino acids. The transcript has 16 exons. NCBI's taxonomy places the organism in Eukaryota, Metazoa, Chordata, Actinopteri, Perciformes, Cyclopteridae. Gene Ontology annotation, molecular function: inositol-polyphosphate 5-phosphatase activity.
CUGUUGAGAUUACACAGAAUGAGAGUAGUGAGUUGAGUCAUUUCAGUUCAGUUCAGUUGAAUGUGCUCUGGUAUAGUUACAUUAUUCAUUGUGGCCUUUUUAUAUAGUCUUACAUAUUAUGAUUGCAUUAGAACAGUAUUCAAUAGGGGUUUAUGUUGCGGAAAUAACAAUCAAGCUGAGUAGAUAAUAUGCAAUACGGGCCCGACGCACAGGUGUCUUUGGCAAACAAAUAUUAUGGACACUCUUCAGAGGUUACACGUUGGCUGAGUGAGUGGUGAUCAAGUUGGCCUAAGGAAGACCGUGCGGACUGCUAAAUGGGCGGAGGCGGAGCACCGGAGCUGAUGACCGUGUAACCGCUCGCUCGUCGAGGCAGCAGCAGAUCCAUGCCGGUUUAAGUCCGCUAAGAAGCUACUAGUCCAAUUAACAGAGGAGGAGUCGGAAAGCCACGCGCGAGGGCUGUUCAACUUUACUCGCUGCUCCUCGGCCGGACGAUGGAUAUGAGCGCCGCUGCGGCAUCUGCCCACGACCCGAUACGACGACAGCCCGCCAUCACCAAACAAGUUGGAGCAGCAGCGACACGGCGCCGCCAAUGAUACGCCGGUGCAUUCUUUAGAGCGGUCGUAGCAGCGAACACAGUAAGCCGUGGUAAGACCCCCCCUGGAGAGAGUCGGCGCGAGGGCCUGCACGCGCGUCACUCGGAGACGCCUCGGAGUUCCCUCGGACCCCGGCGGUGAAGGUGACUCGUCAACAUGGAAGCGUUCACCGAUGUGCUGCUCGUCACCGCAAAUGUCGGGUCACUCUUUGACAAUGUGGGUGAAAUUCAAAAUGAGUGGUUACAAGAAUUGUAUAAGACUAUACACAGCCACAACCCGCAGUUCAUCGCCCUGCACUUCCAGGAGGUGGGAGGAAAGGACUAUAUGGUCAACAUGGGCCAUGCCGAAAACUUCUUUUGGAACAUUGAGUCCAGUGAGGAAAUGAAAGACUUUGACAGGGUCUGCAUCUAUGUGGACAACCAGUUCCAAGCAGAAGACAGAUUCACGGCUUUGGGGAGCUUGUACUUCAUACACAAGGCACUGAAAAACAUCUAUCAAUAUGAUUUUAAUGUUAAGGAUUUUAAAGCAGUUUCGGGACAAAACAAGCAUGUGGGCUCUCUGGACGGGGUCACCACAGUGGAGAAAGAGAAAUUCCCAAAGAAUUUCUGGCCUGAUUUCAAGUGGUCCAGAAAGGGCUUCAUGAGGACCCGCUGGAUUAUACACAACCAAGGUCUGGACCUGGUCAAUGUGCACCUGUUCCACGAUGCUUCCAACCUCGUUGCCUGCAACUCCAGUCCAUCCAUUUACUCAGCCAACCGCAAACACGCUCUCAGAUAUGUCAUCAACAGGAUAUCAGAUAGCCGCUAUUCUCCUAUGCCUUUUAUCCUGUUUGGAGAUUUCAACUUCCGUCUGGACACACUUAGUCUGGUCCAGCAUCUGUCCAUAGCUGCAGAUGUGCAGACAGUGAAGAAGGAAUGCAGUAAUGAAGUGGAGAAGAUCAUCUGCGAAGAAAAAGACAAUGACCACCAGGUGGUGCUCCACAUUGAGGAGAAGCUGUUUGCCUACCUGCACCAGGCGGUUUUCAUGGAGGACAACGGCAGAGCGCUUUUGAAAUAUGACGAAGAAGUCGCAGCCUUUCAUGAUGUUAUUAAGGAAGAGGACAUCACGUUUCCACCCAGCUACCCCUACAGUGAGGAGUACACAAAACCGACCCAGUACAUGAAAACUCGCUGUCCUGCCUGGUGUGAUCGUGUCCUCAUGUCGCACACCGUCCAAGAAUUCAUCCACAAGGGCGACGACGGUGAGAAGAGCAUUGUCUACAACACAGUGGGUCCUAAUGUCUGUAUGGGAGACCACAAGCCGGUUUUCUUGUUCUUCUUGCUGAAGACAAAUGGCCAUUGACUUGGCUGCUUCUCAAUGCUCGGUCGGUACCAGAGGAUAAUCAGCAUGAUGGUUACCCGGCACACACCUACCCACCCAGCCAGCAGCAAGUCUGGAUUCACCCCAUACCCCCGUCCUCACAUCCCUGGUGUCUCACAUCUGCCUGUCUCACUGCCACAUGCUGUCGACCGCAAGUGACACGAUCACUGAUUUAUCAGCAGCUGGUAUGGAUUUCUGGUGCAGUUUUCCAGAUUAUCUCCUCACUCAGAUCUUAAGUCCUGUUACCAGAAAGCUCAGCAUCACUGAGGAUGUUCCCAUUAUUCCUACCCGUAUCCAUGGAGACAAAGAACUGAUGUAAAGACUGAAGUGUGUCACUGUGCACGCGCCCCUUUACAUGAAAGUGUAUGCAACACAUUGUUACUUUUUCCUGAUUGUAAUUGUUGCAUUGUUUUUUUUUUCUUCACAAUGCCUUCUUGUUACAGGCACUGUCAGACAAACCCACCACACAUGUACUCAUUCCCUAUCGGCCCAAGAUAUUUGAGUAAAUGUCCUCAGUCAGUCAGACAUUGUUGUACCAACUGGACUGAAUACCUUCCACUGAGGAGGUUCAAUUAGCAGUUUAAUUCAGUCAAUCAGAAUCCAGUAUCAUGAAACUGCUGUAGAUAACGUUUAGCUAAACAUUACGAACAACAAUAUUAUAAAUUAAUGGGAAAAAAAAUACAGGAUCUCUAAUAUCAAGUAUUGGACCAGUCCCACUGACUAUGUGUGUAUGCUUUUAUUUUACGCCAUUUUUAGAUCUUUAGAUUUUAAAGUUGGUUACUAGGGAAACUUUGUUGAGGAAAGCUGUGAAACCAGUUUUACCUGCAAUACAAAUUUGCCUCCGAGGGCUUUACACAUCACAGUUUGGUCAGAUUUUAUAGAUAAAACACAACUUUGUAUCUUGCUGAUGACGUAUUCUAUGUACUUGUACUUGUAGCUACUCUACUUUCUCACAGUGGCUUUAAUUAGGUCACAUAUGUCUUGAUUACAUCACAAAAUCCCUUCCAGAAUUGAUUUAGAUAAAUGUACAGUAUAUGAUGUAGCAAUGACAGUAGACUGGACAAACAGCCAGUAACAUUUUAAAAACAACAACAAACAGACUACUUUAUUCAUAUAACACGGCAGCAGCGUGUUUCAUCCUGUUGAAGCUGAAGUAACGUUCUUCUGCUUUAUAUUCUUAUGUACCAACUGUAUGUCAAUACAAAGUGCUUUAUUCCACAACCUAUAACCUAUAAUAUGUAUGUGUGUGUGUGUGUGUGUGUGUAUAUGUAUGUGUGUAUAUAUGUGUAUAU